AUGACAGCUGUAUUGAGGGACAGAUGGUUAACGGAGCCACUCAGAAAGAUAGAUGUUGAUACAGCGAGUGAACCUUCAGCGUGGAGUGUUUGUCAUGGCUAUCUUCGCAGUAUUACAGGAGGGAUCUCCAGAAGGUUCUGUGGAGUUUCUGAUGUCUUGACUACCACAUCCUUUCUGAGAGCUAGGGAAGAAGUUACACGACGCAAGAAGGCAGCCACCACAGGCUCGGGAGUAAAAGUUCCUCGCAAUUUCUGCCUGUUGGAAGAACUUGAAGAAGACCAGAAGGGAGUAAGAGAUGGCACAGUUAGCUGGGGUCUGGAAGAUGACGAAGACAUGACCCUUACCAAGUGGACAGGGAUGAUAAUUGGGCCUCCAAGGGUGGACCCAAGAGCCAUAUCCGUGCUAGCAAAGUGGCAGAACUCCUAUAGCAUCAAAGUCAUCCUGCGAGAGCUCCGGCACCUGGUGAUGUCUAAAGAAAACAUGAAACUCCCCCAGCCGCCGGAAGGACACUGA
Messenger RNA from Dipodomys spectabilis (banner-tailed kangaroo rat), 513 nucleotides. Its product is annotated as ubiquitin-conjugating enzyme E2 variant 1-like. Lineage: Eukaryota; Metazoa; Chordata; Mammalia; Rodentia; Heteromyidae. The transcript has 3 exons. Bases 1 to 513 code for a protein of 170 amino acids. The record is from RefSeq and is a predicted model, not a curated record.